This is a messenger RNA of Heterocephalus glaber (naked mole-rat), 1250 nucleotides long. RefSeq names its product metaxin 2 (gene Mtx2). Gene Ontology annotation, cellular component: cytoplasm; SAM complex. Gene Ontology annotation, biological process: mitochondrion organization. NCBI's taxonomy places the organism in Eukaryota, Metazoa, Chordata, Mammalia, Rodentia, Bathyergidae. The record is from RefSeq and is a predicted model, not a curated record.
GCCGCGCCGGAAGUUCCCGGCCGGGCCUGGCGGUAACCUUGGAGGCCUCCCCGCCGCUACUGCCAGGUUUCGCUUUGCGAGUCUGAGCUUCAGCCAGCCUUGGCUCGAUAGCUACCUUGCGCCGCUGCGAUUGUGCGCUGAAGGCCGCGGGGAGCAGGCAGCGGGGCGCAGGGCUGCCCAGCCGACAUGUCUUUAGUGGCGGAAGCCUUCGUCUCUCAGAUCGCAGCUACAGAACCUUGGCCUGAAAAUGCUACAUUAUAUCAGCAACUGAAAGGGGAGCAAAUUUUGCUUUCUGACAAUGCAGCUUCUCUUGCUGUGCAGGCCUUUUUGCAGAUGUGUAAUCUGCCCAUCAAAGUGGUUUGUAGGGCAAAUGCAGAACAUAUGUCUCCAUCUGGUAAAGUACCAUUUAUUCAUGUGGGAAAUCAAGUAGUAUCAGAACUUGGUCCAAUAGUUCAAUUCGUUAAAGCCAAGGGCCAUUGUCUUAGUGAUGGGUUGGAUGAAGUCCAAAAAGCAGAAAUGAAAGCUUACAUGGAAUUAGUCAACAAUAUGUUGUUGACAGCAGAGUUAUAUCUUCAGUGGUGUGAUGAAGCUACAGUAGGGGAGAUAACUCAUGCUAGGUAUGGCUCUCCUUACCCUUGGCCUCUGAAUCAUAUUUUGGCCUAUCAGAAACAGUGGGAAAUCAAACGGAAGAUGAGAGCUAUUGGAUGGGGAAACAAGACUCUGGACCAGGUCUUAGAAGACGUUGACCAGUGCUGUCAAGCUCUUUCUCAAAGACUGGGAACACAACCAUAUUUCUUCAAUAAGCAGCCUACUGAACUUGAUGCAUUGGUAUUUGGCCAUCUCUACACCAUUCUCACCACACAGUUGACCAAUGAUGAACUUUCUGAGAAGGUGAAAAACUAUAGCAACCUCCUUGCUUUCUGUAGAAGAAUCGAACAGCACUAUUUUGAAGAGCGUGGUAAAGGCAGGUUGUCUUAGAGUUGUAUGUUAAUUUAGCUAUUAUUUUUUAAAAAUUCUAACUUUUGAAAUAUGUGUUACUUGAAUGUUAGAUACUGGUAUCAAAAUUUAAAACCAAAAACACUUUCUUUGAAACCUCCACAAAAAGUAUAUAAUGUAUUCUAUUCAUGUUCUUUAUACUGUUAUUUGUGUAUACAUUAUUUCAUUAUUAUUUCAUUUGAUAUAUUGUACUCUAUAUCCUGAAAUUUUUGUUUCCUUAUAAGCUUAUAAAAAUAAAGCUUGAAGAAUUGCAA